Molecule: messenger RNA, 1979 nt
Organism: Brienomyrus brachyistius
Lineage: Eukaryota; Metazoa; Chordata; Actinopteri; Osteoglossiformes; Mormyridae
Gene: gypc
Product: glycophorin C (Gerbich blood group)
Exons: 5
Coding region: 318-647 (109 amino acids)
Cellular component (GO): membrane; cortical cytoskeleton
Source: RefSeq, a predicted model, not a curated record
AAGGGAAUCAACAGAGAAAGUUCAGGGGCAACAGAUCAGGCCCGCACCCCUCCUCAAAAAACAUAUCUCCGAGGCCCCGGAGAAGAAAGAGGCGUCACUUUUACUCAAAGUGCAGCCGCUUCCUGCCGUUCUACUUCUCCUGUCACGGUUUCAUCUCCCAGCAAAGACCGAGAAGCUCACAGGAAACUUGUUGCUGUGCCAUCUGGAAGUCUGCAAUUUGAUACCAGAGCAGAGUCUGUGACCUGCACUGUUGCCACACUUCUGAGUGGGUACACCAGCUGUCCCCCUCAAUCCCUACCCCCUAGCAGAAGCACACCAUGGGAGACACCAUGACCACAUGGAUUAGUUCCUCACAGGAAGUCAACACCACCACGACAGCAGCUUAUACUGGAUCAGCAGCGACCACUCCAGGGCCACACUGGGACGAUGGAUUUUAUGCUAUACUGGGAGGUGUCAUCAUCACAGUGAUUCUGGUGCUGCUUUGCCUGGUCAUAGUGCUUUUGCGCUACAUGUACCGACACAAAGGAUCCUACUUCACCAAUGAGGCCAAGGGCACCGAGUACGCGGAGACCGCCGACACCGCGCUCAAGGGUGACCCCUCCCUCCAGGAGGCCACAGACGAAAGCAAGAAGGAAUAUUUCAUCUGAGGAUGCAUCACUUGCUCAACCAACAGGACACAUGAGAUCUGUUAUUAUCAUGACAGCGAUUGAUUUCUACUUCAGCAAACACUGUGACUAUUGGCUUUGGUACCUCAUCAUAUAUAUAUAGGAAAGAGCCUGGAUUUGUCAUUGAAUGAGAUCUCGAAAGACUCUUCUAUCAAAAUUGGGCACAUCUGAAAUAGAAACUGGCAGUCGAAGAGCAAUAAGUGACUCGGCAAAGAAAUGUGAAAUUCCUGCACCAGGAACAUUGUUUAAUAAUAUUUCCAGAGUUAAUCAGCAAAUGAAUCCAGCUUACAGCCCUGGGCUGCCGCAGACAGACGUCCUCAGCACUGACACCAACGCGCAAAACAAAUAUUUUGUUGUAGCAAUUCAUUCAUCAACAUGCUGAGAAAACAGAACUAAAAACAAAUAAAAUAAAAUCUACUUUAAAAAAAACGAAGUGACUCUUCAGCAAUUAAACCGUCAUCGGACACAUCCAGCCACAUCGAAAGAACAUUAACUAGCUAAACUCUCCCUAUGCCCACAACCUGCUGCAUUCCCCAUUUUCAUGACCUAAUACAACAUAGACAAAGACCUUUGCAACUUCUGCAUAAAUAAAGUCCCCCCUCAGAAGGCAUGAUAUAUGUCACAUAAUGUCAAUUUAGCCAAAAUAUCCAGAUGUCUGUUAAACUGUGUCCUCUGUCACCUUCUGUAUAACAUUUUUUCAAUAUAUUUCUCAUCAUUAAAGUUUCGUUGUUUAUUUCAGUUCAUGUUUAGUAAAGUAAAACAUAUUUACUUUGGCUUAAAUGAACAUAACCAAAGAUGCAUUUAUCUGGUGACAAAUAGACAGUUUGUAUUAAUCGAAAGGAAAUGUAAAGGUGCAAGUGCUGUUAGGGCUGGAAAUGAUAAUGGAAAAUAUGGGGAUUAAAAGGAGCUUUAAGCACAGCACUCCUCAUGUCCUUCAGCUAUUUUAUAUAUUUGACGACCUGGGUUUUCCAAAAAUCAGUGGGUUCUGAUACUAUUGCGGCUGCCUUUAGUAUCACGGUAACCAUACAAGACCUCCAUGUGUAAGGUAUGUCAUUCUCUUUGGAAGUUGGGUUGGGAAAUUAAUUAAAACAGACCCUUUUUGAUCCAAUCACUAAACAAAUGUUUUUGUUCCUGAAGUAUUUGCCAGCUGGAGCAGUUUGUUUGAGUAGCAAGUAGCUGCUCUAAUUAUUUGUUUGGGGGGAUGUAAUCAAAUUUAUGCUAAUAAUGCAAAGCCAUUGGCGUUUUGUCGAGUUUUUCUUAAACUUCUUUGCAAAGAAAUAAUAAACUAUACAAUCUGUAUUAUACACUAUAAAA